CCAGAUUUGGACACUAUCAUAGCUGACUUGAAGGCAGAAAAUGUUCGUCUCCUGGCCUACGUGAAUCCCUACCUAAACACGGACGGCGACAUGUUUGAAGAGGCAGCCAUGAUGAAUUACUUGAUGAAAGACAAAGCCGGAGAAAUCUUGAUUCAAGAUCACGCGGGAUUUUAUGCUGGAACGGUGGACCUGUCCAACCCGGAAGCUUUCCAGUGGUACUCAGAGGAGGUCCUGGGUAGGAACAUGUUGGACUUUGGGAUUUCUGGCUGGAUGGUGGACUUUGCCGAGUACAUUCCCACGCAUGCUGCGAAUAAUCUCGGGAUGGACGCUGAGACUUUUCAUAAUAUCUUCCCGGAUAUUUGGGCCAAGUGUAACUUUGAGGCCCUAAUGAGCAGAGAAAAAUUGCACGACUCGCUCACGUUCCAAAGAUCCGGAACACUGGGAUCAUCCGUCUUUCAGCAAAUGAUGUGGGCUGGAGACCAAAACGUCAAUUACGAGCCUGCUGAUGGUCUUCCGUCAGUGAUAACAGCAGCAUUGUCGGGAGCCGUCAGUGGAUUGACCAGAACCCAUUCUGACAUCGGAGGUUACACCUCCUUUUUCAUCGCCUUGCAAAGGGACACCGAAUUACUGAUGCGCUGGGCCGAACACGCCGUGUUUUCACCGGUCAUGAGAACCCACGAAGCAUUGUCGGGAGCCGUCAGUGGAUUGACCAGAACCCAUUCUGACAUCGGAGGUUACACCUCCUUUUUCAUCGCCUUGCAAAGGGACACCGAAUUACUGAUGCGCUGGGCCGAACACGCCGUGUUUUCACCGGUCAUGAGAACCCACGAAGGUAGCAGUCCAGAAGCCAAUGAGCAAAUUUAUUCGGAUCCUGCGAUUCUGUCUGGGUUCGCACGGCUCGUGAAUCUGUACGUCACUUUGUCCCCGUACACAAAGGCGGUUCUCAGUGACAGUUUCAGCAAAGGUUAUCCCGUCAUGAGACCGCUUUUCUUCGAAUACGAAGACGACCCUAUUGCCUACGAACAGCAAUACCAGUACCUACUCGGACCUGAUUUGCUUGUUGCUCCUGUCCUUCAAAAAGACGCCGCGACUUGGGAAGUCUAUUUGCCGCCAGACGAGUGGCGGCACAUCUGGAAUCCUGAAAAAGUCCACAAAGGCGGCGGUUUCAUCAUUGUGGAAGCUCCUGUUGGCAAGCCACCAGUUUUCUUCAGGGACAAAUCAUCGUGGAAGCCACUUUUUGAAGAACUCGGAAGAUUAUGAGAUAAACGUGAUACGAACCAUUCCUCGAGGUCUUGAAAUAGUCAGCGGACUAGGGAAAAAAAUCACCGCGGAAUCGAAUUUCUUUCUCAUGCAGAAAGCAGAAAAAACAAUGUUGAAGUCGACAUUAAAACCCAUUACGAAACUUAAGAA
Messenger RNA from Notodromas monacha, 1410 nucleotides. Lineage: Eukaryota; Metazoa; Arthropoda; Ostracoda; Podocopida; Cyprididae. The record is from the annotation of a GenBank genome assembly.